Messenger RNA from Cladophialophora yegresii CBS 114405, 723 nucleotides. RefSeq names its product ubiquinone biosynthesis monooxygenase Coq7. The transcript has a single exon. Gene Ontology annotation, cellular component: mitochondrial inner membrane. NCBI's taxonomy places the organism in Eukaryota, Fungi, Ascomycota, Eurotiomycetes, Chaetothyriales, Herpotrichiellaceae. Gene Ontology annotation, biological process: ubiquinone biosynthetic process. Gene Ontology annotation, molecular function: 3-demethoxyubiquinol 3-hydroxylase activity. The record is from RefSeq and is a predicted model, not a curated record. The coding region runs from base 1 to 723 and encodes 240 amino acids.
AUGAUAGUUAGAAACACCGUGCGAGGCCUCUCUGGCUCCGCGAAGCAUACGAAGACGUUGCAGACCUCUCCCGUACAAAUCUCCCUCCGUCAUGCAUCAACGCAAAAUGCUCCCUCGGAAGCAACCUCAGAUACUAGCCGACCGAGAAUACACCUCUCCCCAGAGCAGAGGCAAUUCCUCGAUCGUGCCCUCCGUGUAAAUCAGGCUGGUGAACUAGCAGCAACCCUCAUCUACACGGCCCAGACACCUCCCAUAGUGCAGGCACACCCACACCUGCGCCCGCUCAUGAGACACAUGUAUGACCAAGAAGCCGGUCAUUUCAAGGUCUUCAACGGACUCCUUGCGAAGCACCGCAUUCGUCCCACUGCAAUGUAUCCGGUCUGGCAGGCUGCUGCGACGGUAUUAGGCUGGACAACCGGUAUGAUGGGAAGAGAAGCGGCGAUGGCAUGCACCGAGGCCGUGGAAACGGAAAUAGGGAACCAUUACAAUGGGCAAGUCAGGGAAUUGUUCAAGUGGAUGACAGAACUGAAAGAGAAGGGCGAGGGGCUUGAUCCCGAAUUGAAAGUGUUGAUCGAUGAAAUAAAGCGGAUACGAGAUGAGGAGCUUGAACAUCUAGACCAUGCUGUUGAGAAUGAUGCGAAGGAAGCGCAGCCUUACCAGCCCUUGACAGACGUCAUUCGAUAUGGAUGUCGCGGAGCUAUUUGGAUAAGCGAGAGGAUAUGA